Jaminaea rosea is the source of this 3351-nucleotide messenger RNA. RefSeq names its product putative ENA2-plasma membrane P-type ATPase. Gene Ontology annotation, cellular component: plasma membrane. The coding region runs from base 1 to 3351 and encodes 1116 amino acids. Gene Ontology annotation, biological process: calcium ion transmembrane transport; intracellular calcium ion homeostasis. The transcript has 3 exons. The record is from RefSeq and is a predicted model, not a curated record. NCBI's taxonomy places the organism in Eukaryota, Fungi, Basidiomycota, Exobasidiomycetes, Microstromatales. Gene Ontology annotation, molecular function: ATP hydrolysis activity; ATP binding; P-type calcium transporter activity.
AUGCCCCUUCCUAGUCGCUCGGCGACGAACACCAAGACAUCCGAGGCGACGCGAGUCGACCUUGAAAAGGGCGAGGGCUCACAGAGCGCAUCGCCUAUCGACGAGAAGAAGCAGCAGGCAGAGAAAGCUGCCGAAGAGAUUGAUGACAACCCUGAGACUGCUCCUCAAGAGUGCACGCGCCAAGAGGCGCUAGAGGGGAGCUACCUCUAUCCCUUCGAAGCGGUGCUCACGGCGUUGGAGACUGACCCGGAGGCUGGCCUUCACUCCGGCGAGGUCAAGAAGAGGCAGACCGAGUAUGGCACCAACGAGCUCGAAGGCGGAGAAGGCGUCUCCAUCGUCCAGAUUCUCAUCCGUCAAGUGGCCAACGCCAUGACAUUCUGCCUUAUCUUGGCCAUGGCCGUCUCCUUUGGUAUCCGCACAUGGAUUGAAGGAGGCGUGCUGGCAGCAAUCAUUAUUAUGAACAUCACUAUUGGAGCAUGGCAGGAAUACUCUGCAGAGCAGACAAUGGACUCUCUACGCAACCUUGCAUCCCCUACGGCCAGGGUCAUUCGCGGCGGUUCCUCGGUUACCGUCAGUGCCAAUGAAGUCACGAUUGGCGACCUCGUCGAGCUCACCACAGGUGACACCGUUCCCGCCGAUCUGCGCCUCGUCGAAGCGAUGAACUUUGAGGCAGACGAAGCGCUGCUCACCGGCGAGAGCCUGCCAGUCUCCAAGAACGCCAAGCAGGCCUUUGGCAAAGCCGACAGCACUGAGCCCGUUGAAGUAGGCGUCGGCGACCGCACCAACAUGGCUUACUCGUCCUCCAAUGUCACAAAGGGCCGUGCCGUGGGUGUCGUCGUUGCCAUCGGUAUGAAGACGGAAGUUGGCAAGGUCGCUGCGGCUCUGCGUGGCUCCGCCAAGGGCAACAAGAUCCGUCAGGUCAAGCGCAACGCUCAUGGCAAGGCCGGGCCUCACCGCUACGCCCAGGCUGGCGCUCUCACUGUUUACGACCAGGUACGCAACUUUUUGGGACUCAGCAGCGGCACCCCCCUCCAGAUCAAGCUCUCCGCGCUCGCAGUCCUUCUACUCGGCCUUGCGAUCCUUUUCACCAUCAUCGUCUUCCUCGCCAACUUGAAUGCCGAGGUCAAUCCCUGGAGCAGUACCGAAGUAGCGAUCUACGCCGUUGCUACGGGUGUGUCCAUCAUUCCCGCCUCUCUCACAGCCGUCCUCAUCAUCUGCCUUAGCACCGGCUCUCGCGCAAUGGUGCAGCGCAACGUCGUUGUCCGCAAGCUCGAGUCGCUCGAGGCCCUUGGCGCCAUCACGGACAUUUGCUCCGACAAGACGGGCACGCUUACUCAAGGGCGAAUGAUCCUGCGUCAGGCCUGGGUGCCAGCGAGCGGGACCUAUGAGGUCGAGGAGACGAACGAAGCCUUCAACCCUACCCUUGGCGCUGUCAACAAGACGCAGGCUGAGCCCGCCAAGCGCGCCGCAGACAGCAAGGAGGAGAUGGAAAAGGUGACCGACGACUCGCACGGUCUCAGCAAGGUCUCGGACGACGAGAACUUCAUGUCCUUCCUCCGCGUUGCCUCGCUCUGCAACCUUGCUACGGUAUUCAAGGACAAGGAGACGAGCGAAUGGACGGCACACGGCGACCCGACGGAGUGCGCUAUCCAGACCUUCGCCUGUCGCUUUGGCCACUCGCGUCAGUCCCUGACCAAGGCACAGAAUGGCAAAGAGCCUAAGUGGACGCAGAUCUGUGAGAUGCCUUUCUCAUCCGACCUCAAACGUAUGGCCGUCACGUACCGCGAGGAAUCUACUGGCACAACGUACGGGCUGAUGAAGGGCGCCGUUGAGCGCAUUUUGGACUGCUGCACCCACGUACGCACAGCCGAGGGCGUAGUGGACAAGUCGGACUCUCUCGUCGAGCAGAUCCUCGCCAACAUGGAGAGCAUUGCCUCGCACGGUCUGCGUGUCCUCGCCCUCGCCUCUCGUGAGCUCACCAAAGACGAAGCCGCCAAAGGCGACGAGAUCGACCGCGAAGACGUCGAGGCCAACAUGACCUUACUCGGCCUCGUAGGUCUGUACGAUCCGCCGCGCCAAGAGUCGGCCGGCGCCGUCAAGCUCUGCCACGAAGCAGGCAUCACUGUGCACAUGCUCACGGGCGACCACCUGGCCACGGCCAAGGCCAUUGCCAAGCAGAUCGGAAUCGUGCCCAAGGACGAGGGCAUGCUCAGCAAGGCUCAGAGCGACGCGCUUGUCAUGACUGCCUCGCACUUUGACAAGCUCAGCGAACAGGAGAUCGACGAUCUCGCUGUCCUUCCUGCCGUCAUUGCGCGCUGCUCCCCGCAGACGAAGGUGAGAAUGAUUGAGGCCAUCCACCGAAGGGGCAGGCUCACCGCCAUGACCGGCGAUGGUGUCAACGACGCCCCCUCACUCAAGCUGGCCGAUAUUGGGAUUGCAAUGGGUCAAGCAGGAAGCGAUGUCGCCAAGGACGCCAGCGAUCUCACUCUCAGCGACGACAACUUUGCUAGUAUCACCAACGCCAUUCACGAAGGACGUAGGCUGGCGGACAACAUCGGUGCAUUCACCAAGCACCUUCUCGCACAAAACGUAGUGCAGGCAAUUGUUCUCCUGGUUGGCCUGGCAUUCAAAGACAGUCAGAGACUCUCAGUCUUCCCAUUGAGCUCGAUUGAAGUGCUCUUCGUCAUCGUCGUAACUUCAAGCUUGCCGGCAAUGGCUCUAGGCGUCCAGGGUGCCCGCGAGAACACAAUGCGUCGCCCUCCGGCCGAUCUCAAGCGUGGCAUCUUCACGAACGAGUUCCUCGUUGAUCUCUUCGUCUACGGAAUCUGGGGCGCGGUGCUCUGCUUGGCAACCUUCCUCUUGAGUCAGUACGGCUUCGGCGACGGUAGUCUUGGCGACAACUGCAACGCUGCAUACAACGCUAGCUGCGAGACGGUCUUCAGAUCACGCGCAGCGACUUUUGCUGUCCUGAUCAACGUGUCUCUCUUGCUAGCCUGGCAGCUUGUCGAUGACGAGCGCUCCUUCUUCAACCACGCCGACGAUGGAGGUCCGCUCCUUACUCGAUGGUGGCGAGGGUCGUGGGGUCGCAACCGUGCACUCUUCUUGAUCGUCGUCAUUGGAAUCGCGCUGGAGUUCCUCGUCCUCUACGUCCCCGGCCUCAACACAGUCGUCUUCUUGCACCUGGGUCUGACCUGGCAAUGGCCCAUCGUCAUUGUCGCCACGAUCCUCUUCUUCGCUGGGGCGGAAGCGUACAAGUGGGGCAAGAGGGUGGUAGGGCGAAGGAAGAACGACAAGCGCAUGAAGCGAAAGAACACGGUGCAAAGAGCUUUGGAAGCUGAUGACCAGGCAUGA